AUGCAUGUGAAAUACAACGGCAUGUUUAUUGCUACUGUUUCUGAUAUCGGCGAUAUGUGUAUAAGUCGUUGCUAUUCUGGUGAUAAUCAGUUUAUAAUUAUGGAUGCCGUUUACAUCCCUCCAAAUAAUUCAUUGCAUGCUAUACGAGAUUUCUUGUAUGAAAAUUUAUUUAUUUAUUCUCAUGACGCAUCUGCAUGGCUUCAAAAAAAAAAAUUGGAAAAAGCUUUGAUGAUUUGCCAAUGA
This is a messenger RNA of Macrosiphum euphorbiae (potato aphid), 243 nucleotides long. The record is from the annotation of a GenBank genome assembly. NCBI's taxonomy places the organism in Eukaryota, Metazoa, Arthropoda, Insecta, Hemiptera, Aphididae.